AUGUACUGGACCACCACUGAGAUCCAACUCCUUCUGGAAGUCACGCUCCAGUACAAAGAGGAGAAGUCCAGGCAGAACAUCGACUGGAGAAGCCACACCAGCACCUACCACGACAUAUGGAAGGCCUUUCUGCAAGUCUACCCAGUCAAGAGGGCUGAGGAGGGGGUGAUGCACUUCCCACAUGACGUGGAGAGGAUCAACAAAGCAAAAGUCAUCUUCAGGCUUAUGGAGAUGAGGAGGAAAUUCCACAAGCAGAUGGACACACGCAACUUUAACUAUGGAUUCUGGGACAUCUGUGAGAAGAUCUGGGGAGAAAAGGAGCCCUGUGACGUUCCUGGAGUAGAGCAAGCUCCAGUGGAUGAAGAGGAGGAGGUGGAGGAAGAGGAGGACAGUGAAGACACCUGCAGUCCCUGGGAGUCCGAGAGCAGAGACUGGAGCUCCACAGAGUCAGAGGACGAGACGGAGAUGCUGACAACACCGUGCAAGAGGAGACUGUUUGAAGAGAAUGCAAUCGCUCUGGUAUGA
Knipowitschia caucasica is the source of this 525-nucleotide messenger RNA. The record is from the annotation of a GenBank genome assembly. Lineage: Eukaryota; Metazoa; Chordata; Actinopteri; Gobiiformes; Gobiidae.